CCAGCUGACGAAGAAGAGAAAAAAAGUUGGAAAGAAACGAGAGAAAAAACUUUGGAAUAUUUCUACGAUGAUUAUUUGAGCGAAAAAGAAAGAAACGAGUUGAACGAAGAAGAAAAAUUAAAGUUAGUUUUAGAAAAAAAACUUGCCCAAGAGGAAGAGAAUUAUCUUCAAAUCGAAGAAAAAGAAAUAACAAUAACAAAAUUUGACGAAAAAACAGGAGCGGAAAGAAAUGUGCAAAAAAAAAAAAAAACAACCGCUUUGGAAAAGUUAAACAAGCAAGCUAACUAUUCUUAUGUCAAAUUCGCUACUAAAAAGCUUGGAAUGGCUCACCUUACUACGGAAAGAAUAACCAACUAUCGUGCUUUUCAUAAAGAAAUAAAAAGAGUUAUUGAAGCAAACGAACUAGUUUUUGAGGCUAAACAUUACAAAAUCAAUGUUUUUAUGUUACAAAACGCUUUGGCCCAGGCUUUUACUAGCGGAGGACUGAGUAGCCAAAAGUGGGUAGAACACGAGUUUUUUAACAAAUUAGGAGACGCUUUAAAAAAGGUAGCGGAAAAAGAUAGCGGAGCGUGGCCUGAUAACCAAUUUACUUCUUGUUUAAAAAAAUAUUUCGAAAUAAUUGCUGAAGAAACUGCCGAGAUGCGGCAAGAAGAAUUAUUAAAAGAGGAAAAAGAUGCUUGGCUAGAAAAAACUAACAAGAACAUUGAACUUAAAGCAAAAGCGAGAGAGCAAUGUUUAAAAAAAAUCGCUAAUUUAGAAAAAGACAUUCUGUUCCUCUCAACUCCCGAACCCCAACCCGCACCUGAGGCUAUGCCUACUUCUUGGACUACGCUUUUUUGA
This is a messenger RNA of Racocetra persica, 840 nucleotides long. The record is from the annotation of a GenBank genome assembly. NCBI's taxonomy places the organism in Eukaryota, Fungi, Glomeromycota, Glomeromycetes, Diversisporales, Gigasporaceae.